UGGGAAAGUUUUAGUUUUUUUGCUUUACUGAUAUUUUUGUACUGUUGAUGGGUUAGUUCUUUUUUUUUUUUUUAUGAUGCUUCUUUUGAACUAAAAUUAAGUGCAGCUUUUGUCUUUCUGUAAUCAUAAUCAGCAUUUUAUAUUGUUGAUUAGAGGAGGGUUUAAGGAUGAAGUGUGGAUUUUAAUUGGAGAUCAAAUUUCUAUGGUAGUGUAUUUAAGUUUGGUUCUUAUUUUGAGGAAGAAAGCUAGUUUUGAAUUGUUGGAUAUGGAAUUAAUGGUAAACAUUGAUGUGGAAAGUGGCUAUGCUAUUUGAUUUGCUUAUAUUGUUCGUGCUUGUUGGGUUUUUUGGGGGUGGGGUUUGUUUGAUGUAGAUUUGUCAGUGAUACGGAACAAGGAUCCAGAGUGGUUCUUCUUCUGUCCGCAGGAUCGGAAGUAUCCCAAUGGGCACAGGUUGAACCGAGCUACGAACCAUGGGUAUUGGAAAGCAACAGGGAAGGAUCGAAAAAUUAAGUCUGGUUCUGCUUUGAUCGGAAUGAAGAAGACUCUUGUUUUCUAUACUGGUCGUGCACCGAAGGGGAAGAGGACCAAUUAGAUUAUGCAUGAGUACAGGCCUACCUUGAAGGAGCUCGAUGGUACCAAUCCUGGACAGAAUCCAUAUGUCCUUUGUCGGUUAUUUAAGAAACAUGAUGAGAGUCUUGAAGGUUCAAAUGGUGAGGAUGUGAAGCGGACUGCUUCAACCCCUAUGACUGCCAAUCACUUUCCAGAUGAAAUACAAUCUGAUUCAUCUCUGGAUCCAGCAUCUUCCUCACAGAUCACUGAGGGUGAAAAGCCGCUGACAGUUAUCCAUGAGAACUCUGAGGAAGCAAUAUCCAACAUUAUAACUGCAGUUGACUCCCAUAGUGAUGGAUGUGAUGCUCCUGCUGCACAAAAUCAAAUUGUAAAACCAGCUGCUGAGAUUGUUUUGGCUAGUUUUGUUUCUGAUGGCAAGCAAUUCAAGUCAACAAAGCAAAUGGGGAAUGUAUCUGUAGCAGAAAAGAUUUCUACAAUUAGUAGUCAAAACAACUCAUUUGGCAAUUUGUUUUAAACUUUCUUAUUAUGCUUUUAGUCCACUCUUGUAGUUGAAUUUGAAAUGUAGACUUUGACAAUGAACUUGUUCUGUCUAUUAUAGAUGUAUGAAGAAAAAUAUAGUACUAUUAAUGAUAUUUU
Messenger RNA from Vigna radiata var. radiata (mung bean), 1206 nucleotides. Its product is annotated as protein NTM1-like 9. The transcript is spliced from 3 exons. Gene Ontology annotation, molecular function: DNA binding. The coding region runs from base 596 to 1084 and encodes 162 amino acids. Lineage: Eukaryota; Viridiplantae; Streptophyta; Magnoliopsida; Fabales; Fabaceae. The record is from RefSeq and is a predicted model, not a curated record. Gene Ontology annotation, biological process: regulation of DNA-templated transcription.